Callithrix jacchus (white-tufted-ear marmoset) is the source of this 37377-nucleotide messenger RNA. It is a transcript of the gene RALGAPA2, whose product is annotated as Ral GTPase activating protein catalytic subunit alpha 2. Gene Ontology annotation, molecular function: GTPase activator activity. Gene Ontology annotation, cellular component: cytoplasm; nucleus. The record is from RefSeq and is a predicted model, not a curated record. Gene Ontology annotation, biological process: positive regulation of GTPase activity; regulation of small GTPase mediated signal transduction. NCBI's taxonomy places the organism in Eukaryota, Metazoa, Chordata, Mammalia, Primates, Cebidae.
GAGGCGAGUCCUGGCUGUGCGCGCGUGCGUAGCGCCCAAGGGGCCGGCCGGCGCCUCCCGCGGGGCGGGGCCUUUGGUUCCGCGUCGACACCGCCUUCCUGCCCCGCCCCUCACCGUGACCGGCCCGCCCCUCCUUCCUGGAGCGGCAGCUGAAGCGGCGGCGGUGGCGGCAGCCGGGCUGGGGGCAGUGAGUGGCCCGCGCGACACGCGCCGGCCUCGACCCUAUGCUUUGAUUCGUGUGGCGCCGGCGUCUCCUGCCCCGCCGGCGGGGCCCGGGCUUCCUACCGCGGGAUGUUUUCCCGAAGGAGCCACGGGGAUGUGAAGAAGUCCACCCAGAAGGUGCUGGACCCGAAGAAGGACGUGCUGACCCGCCUGAAGCACCUGCGGGCGCUGCUGGAUAAUGUGGAUGCAAGUGAUCUUAAGCAGUUUUUUGAGACCAACUAUUCUCAGAUAUAUUUCAUCUUCUAUGAAAAUUUCAUAACACUGGAAAAUAGUUUGAAAUUAAAAGGGAAUAAUAAGUCACAAAGGGAGGAGCUGGACUCCAUCCUCUUCCUUUUUGAAGUUUUUGUUUUCUUGGUAGACAGAUUGCCUGUGAGUAAGGAAUGGACAUACUUGCCAGUUGGUCUGCUCUCUGCCCUGACUCAGCCUUCCAGUACAUUGAAAAUACUGCAGUUUCUACCUGAACGAAUUUUCUUUCGAUGGCAUUACCAGAGUAUAGGCUCAACUUUAAAGAAGCUUCUACACACUGGAAAUUCUAUUAAGAUAAGAUGUGAAGGAAUCAGGCUGUUUCUCCUGUGGCUUCAAGCACUACAGACAAACUGUGCAGAAGAGCAGGUGCUGAUUUUUGCCUGCCUGGUGCCUGGUUUCCCAGCAGUCAUGUCAUCCAAGGGCCCUUGCACACUGGAGACCCUCAUCAGUCCCAGCCCUGGUGUAGCUGAUGUAAAGAUAUAUCCAGAAGAAAUUACUCCGCUCCUGCCAGCUGUAUCAGGGGAGAAGAUUGCUGAGGACCAAACUUGCUUUUUUCUUCAAAUACUGUUGAAGUAUAUGGUUAUUCAGGCUGCAAGCUUGGAGUGGAAGAAUAAGGAGAAUCAAGAUACUGGUUUUAAAUUUCUUUUUACAUUGUUUCGAAAGUAUUAUCUUCCUCAUUUAUUUCCAUCAUUUACUAAGUUAACAAACAUCUACAAACCUGUACUUGACAUCCCCCAUUUGAGACCAAAGCCUGUGUACAUUACUACAACUCGAGACAAUGAGAACAUUUACAGUACAAAAAUUCCAUAUAUGGCAGCUCGUGUUGUUUUUAUUAAGUGGAUUGUAACUUUCUUUUUGGAAAAAAAGUAUCUAACUGCAACACAAAACCCUAAAAAUGGAGUGGAUGUAUUGCCGAAAAUCAUCCAGACUGUUGGUGGUGGUGCUGUGCAGGAGAGAGCGCCUGAACUGGAUAGUGGUGGGCCCCCAGAGCAGGACAAAAGCCAUUCUAACAGCAGCACCCUGUCGGACCGAAGACUCAGCAACUCCAGCCUCUGUAGCAUUGAAGAAGAGCACCAAACAGUGUAUGAAAUGGUGCAGCGGAUUCUCUUGUCAACACGAGGUUAUGUCAACUUUGUGAAUGAAGUAUUUCGCCAGGCAUUUUUGUUGCCUUCCUGUGAGAUAGCUGUAACAAGGAAAGUAGUUCAAGUGUACAGAAAGUGGAUUCUCCAGGACAAACCUGUGUUCAUGGAGGAGCCAGAUAAAAAAGAUGUUGCCCAAGAAGAUGCUGAAAAAUUAGGAUUUUCCGAGACUGAUAGCAAGGAGGCCUCGUCUGAAAGUUCUGGUCAUAAACGAUCUUCCAGCUGGGGCCGCACAUAUUCCUUCACAAGUGCAAUGAGCAGAGGAUGUGUGACAGAGGAGGAGAAUACAAAUGUGAAAGCUGGCGUCCAGGCUUUGUUGCAGGUAUUUUUGACGAACUCUGCAAACGUCUUUUUGUUGGAACCGUGUGCUGAAGUUCCUGUGCUCUUGAAAGAACAAGUUGAUGCUUGUAAAGCUGUUUUGAUUAUUUUUAGGCGCAUAAUAAUGGAGCUUACGAUGAAUAAAAAGACAUGGGAACAGAUGUUGCAAAUACUACUCAGGAUAACAGAAGCUGUCAUGCAGAAGCCAAAGGAUAAACAAAUAAAGAACUUGUUUGCCCAGAGCUUGGCAGGGUUACUAUUUAGGACACUCAUGGUGGCUUGGAUCCGAGCAAACCUCUGUGUGUACAUUUCUCGAGAGCUCUGGGAUGACUUUCUUGGUGUGCUGUCCUCCCUCACGGAAUGGGAGGAGCUUAUAAACGAGUGGGCCAACAUUAUGGACUCCUUGACAGCAGUGCUUGCAAGAACCGUUUAUGGAGUUGAGAUGACAAACCUACCUCUGGAUAAAUUAAGUGAACAAAAGGAAAAGAAGCAACGAGGCAAAGGCUGUGUUCUAGAUCCUCAGAAAGGAACCACUGUGGGGAGAUCCUUUUCUCUCAGCUGGCGGAGCCACCCAGAUGUGACCGAGCCUAUGCGAUUUAGGAGUGCCACCACGUCUGGAGCACCGGGAGUGGAGAAGGCGAGAAAUAUUGUUCGCCAAAAAGCAACUGCUAAGCGAAGCCAGUCUAUCAGCAACUGUGUCCACCUUUCUGAGGCUUUGCCUGCCACUAAAAGCGUCCCGCUCCUCCUUCACACCGUGAGCGCUCUCUUACCUGGUCUCUCUUACUCUUCUUGCUCUCACAGGCUGUCAGAAGUGGAGGAGUGUCAACAGUCAGAAAAUGCACCUGCAUCUGGAUCUGGCCAUCUCACGGUGGGACAGCAGCAGCAGGUCCUUCGGAGCAGCAGCACCUCCGAUAUUCCUGAGCCACUGUGCUCAGAUUUUUCUCAGGGUCAAAAGGCAGAAAACGCACAGAAUUUGAGUUCUUCAGAGCCUCAGCCUAUUCAGGAGAAUAAAGGCCAUGUGAAGAGAGAACACGAAGGAAUAACAAUCUUGGUUCGAAGAAGCAGCAGCCCUGCUGAAUUGGAUUUGAAUGAUGAUUUGCAGCAGACACAAGGAAAAUGUAGGGAAAGACAGAAGAGUGAAAGUACCAACAGUGACACAGCUCCGGGCUGUAACAAUGAGGCAGAACUGUCCAUGGGCCCAUGGCAGACCUGUGAGGAAGACCCAGAGCUGAAUACUCCCACAGAUGUGGCUGACGCUGAUGCCCGUCACUGGUUGCAACUGAGUCCCACUGAUGCUUCAAACUUAACAGAUAGUAGCGAGUGCCUUGCAGAUGACUGCAGUAUAAUUGCCGGGGGGAGCCUCGCUGGUUGGCACCCAGACUCUGCUGCUGUGUUAUGGCGAAGAGUUUUGGGGAUCCUUGGAGAUGUGAAUAACAUUCAGUCACCCAAGAUUCAUGCCAGAGUUUUCUGCUAUCUCUAUGAACUCUGGUACAAACUAGCAAAGAUACGGGAUAAUCUAGCAAUAAGCCUGGAUAACCAGUCUUCUCCGUCUCCUCCACUUUUGAUUCCACCACUCAGAAUGUUUGCAUCAUGGCUUUUUAAGGCAACGACACUGCCAAAUGAAUAUAAGGAAGGCAAACUGCAAGCCUACAGGCUGAUCUGUGCCAUGAUGACCAGACGCCAGGACGUUCUGCCAAACUCAGAUUUCCUGGUGCAUUUUUACCUUGUGAUGCACCUGGGAUUAACCAGCGAGGAUCAGGAUAUCUUAAAUACCAUCAUAAGGCACUGCCCACCCCGCUUUUUCUCCCUGGGUUUUCCUGGCUUCUCAAUGCUGGUGGGGGACUUCAUCACGGCCGCUGCCAGGGUCCUUAGCACAGACAUGUUGACGGCGCCUCGUUCAGAAGCUGUCACUGUCCUUGGCUCUCUGGUCUGCUUUCCAAACACCUACCAGGAGAUUCCUUUACUGCAGUCAGUGCUAGAAGUAAAUGAGGCCAUUACAGGAACUGCAGAUACCAAGCAUUACCUCAUAAAUAUUUUACUGAAGAAUGCCACAGAAGAACCAAAUGAAUAUGCAAGAUGCAUUGCCAUUUGCUCCCUUGGAGUCUGGAUAUGUGAAGAGCUUGCACAGCGUACAAGCCACCCUCAGGUGAAAGAGGCCAUCAAUGUGAUAGGAGUAACUCUGAAGUUUCCUAACAAAAUCGUGGCCCAGGUAGCUUGUGAUGUGCUUCAGUUGCUGGUUUCCUACUGGGAGAAGCUUCAGAUGUUUGAAACUGCUCUGCCUCGGAAAAUGGCAGAAAUCCUUGUGGCCACAGUUGCUUUUCUUUUACCAAGUGCAGAGUACUCCUCAUUGGAAACAGACAAGAAGUUUAUUGUGUCCUUGCUACUCUGCCUCUUGGACUGGUGCAUGGCAUUGCCCGUGAGUGUCCUUCUCCACCCAGUGUCCACGGCGGUCCUAGAGGAGCAGCACUCGGCCAGAGCACCCUUGCUGGAUUAUAUCUACAGGGUUCUGCACUGCUGUGUGUGUGGCUCGAGCACGUACACCCAACAGAGUCACUACACACUGACCCUGGCUGACUUGUCAUCCACGGAUUAUGACCCCUUCCUGCCACUGGCAAAUGUGAAGAGUUCUGAGCCAGUCCAGUAUCACACAUCGGCAGAAUUGGGUAACCUGCUGACUGUUGAAGAGGAGAAGAAGAGAAGAAGUUUGGAGUUGAUCCCUUUGACUGCUCGAAUGGUGAUGGCCCACCUGGUGAACCAUCUGGGGCACUACCCCCUCGGUGGGGGCCCUGCCAUACUGCACAGCCUCGUCAGCGAGAACCACGACAAUGCCCAUGUAGAAGGCUCCGAGCUGUCCUCUGAGGUGUUCAGAAGCCCAAACCUGCAGCUGUUUGUAUUUAAUGAUAACACCCUCAUCUCCUACCUUCAGACACCACCAGAAGGACUGGCAGGUGGAUCACCAGUGGGCUCUCUCUCUGAUGUGAGAGUAAUUGUGAGGGAUAUCUCAGGGAAGUACUCUUGGGAUGGUAAGGUUUUAUAUGGACCUUUGGAAGGCUGCUUAGCACCCAGUGGAAGAAAUCCUUCAUUUCUGAUGUCGAGCUGGCAUCAUCACGCAUUUGGACCUCAGAAAGACUCUUCUCAGGUUGAGGAAGGGGAUGAUGCUCUUGACAAAUUACUUGAAAACAUUGGCCAUACAAGUCCUGAAUGCCUUUUACCAUCACAGCUAAAUCUAAGUGAACCUUCCCUACCCCCACGUGGCAUGAACUAUGACCAAGAGAAGGAAAUCAUUGAGGUCAUUUUGCGCCAAAAUGCUCAGGAAGAUGAGUAUGUCCAGAGUCGUAACUUCGAUUCUGCAAUGAAAGUCACCAGCCAAGGGCAGCCCUCCCCAGUGGAGCCCCGAGGACCCUUUUAUUUCUGCAGGUUGUUGCUUGAUGACUUGGGAAUGAAUUCUUGGGACAGAAGGAAGAAUUUUCAUCUGUUGAAGAAAAAUUCAAAAUUAUUGAGAGAGCUAAAAAAUUUGGACUCCCGUCAGUGCCGUGAGACACACAAAAUCGCAGUGUUUUACAUUGCUGAAGGUCAAGAAGACAAGUGUUCAAUCCUGUCUAAUGAAAGAGGAAGCCAAGCAUAUGAAGACUUUGUUGCUGGACUUGGAUGGGAGGUGGAUCUCUCCACCCACUGUGGGUUCAUGGGUGGUCUUCAGCGCAAUGGCAGCACUGGGCAGACGGCCCCUUACUAUGCUACCUCGACCGUAGAAGUGAUUUUCCAUGUUUCCACUCGAAUGCCGUCAGACUCAGAUGAUUCCCUCACCAAAAAGCUUCGUCACUUGGGGAAUGACGAAGUCCAUAUCGUCUGGUCUGAACACUCCAGAGAUUACCGCAGGGGUAUUAUCCCAACCGCCUUUGGAGAUGUUUCAAUCAUUAUUUACCCAAUGAAGAAUCACAUGUUCUUCAUUGCAAUAACGAAGAAACCUGAGGUUCCAUUUUUUGGGCCUCUGUUUGAUGGAGCCAUAGUGAGUGGGAAGCUGCUGCCGAGCCUUGUAUGUGCCACGUGCAUCAACGCCAGCAGGGCUGUGAAGUGCCUCAUCCCACUCUACCAGAGCUUGUAUCUUUUUGCUUUAAAUAUGUAACUUACUAACCAUCCCAGAAUCAAGAUUCCUGGCAGUUUUUCAUAAGAGAUCCAAGUCCGCAUGUGGUCUGGCAAAAGUCUGAAUUCCGUAGAUGAUGUCACACCUGAUGUCUGGAGUUUGCUGCUUUACUGAGAUAAGUCUUAGCUUUGAAUUUUGAAAACCACUGACUAUCUUAACAAAUUCUAAUUAUGGGUGUCUUGUUACAUUUAUUCAUUUUCCAAACAACUACUGUGGACUCACUAUUGCCAAGUCCAGUGCUAAGAGCUGAGGCUAUGGCAGGGAGAAAGGUAACCAGGUUUGUACUCGUAUGCUUCACACAGAAAACCCAUACAUAGAUUAAAAACAUAUGAACUGAGAGAAGUUCUAUAAAGAAAUUAUUAAUUCAUAGAGAAUUGGGGUAAAGAAGGCUCAGGGCACGGAAAGACUUCUGAGGAGAGAGCAUUUGGACUGAAAUUGGAGGGAUGAAAGAGAAGCAGUCCUCAGAGAGCAGGGAUGGCAUUCCGCACAGAGGGCUCAAGGACUCAGAUUGCUCAUGAGUGUAAACUUGCAUUUUUCCAGGAUUGUAUGCAUGUUCAAGUCCAUCAGGUGCCUGUGAUGGACCCAAGAGCCAGAUUCCAGAAGAGAUGGUAUUCUGGUUGAUCCCUGAGGAAGCCAUGCUUCCCUAACUCUUUCUGCUCACGCCCACCUUGGAAGUUCUCAUGUUAUCUCAGCAUCCCAGAGUAAACUCCCACAGCUGCCUGAUGUCAGGUACAGUAAGUGGGGAGCGAGUGUAGGGCCCACCACCCCAUACCUGUGCAAGCCCCACAAGGGCUGAGGAGAUUAGCAGUACCUUGAGUAUACCUAGAACCAGGGCUGGCUAUAUAACCCAUGGGUCCUGGUGCAAAAUGAAAGUCUAGGGCUCCUUUUUCAAAAAACAGGAAAGAAUGCCUUUAAAGGUCCUAAAAUACGGAGGUUUUCCCAUUUGUCUGCAAUCUCUCAACUUGUCAUGGUAUUUUUUAUUUGCUAUGUAGUGUUGUUCUAAAUAAAGAAAUGUUAAAAAUUUAAAUUGUUAGCAUUAUCUUUUUAUUUAUUUAUUUAUUUGAGACAGAGUCUUGCUCUGUUGCCCAGGCUGGAGUGCAGUGGUAUGAUCUCAGUUCACCGCAACCUCCAUCUCCCGGGUUCAAGCUGUUCUCCAGCCUCUUCCUCCCAAGUAGCUGGGAUUGCAGGUACACGCCACCACACCUGCUAAUUUUUUGUAUUUUUGGUAGAGAUGGGGUUUCACCAUGUUAGCCAGGCUGGUCUCAAACUCCUAGCCUCAAGUGAUUCGCCUACCUCGACCUCCCAAAGUGCUCGGAUUAUAAGUGUGAGCCACCGCACCCAGCCCCUAAAUUUUUCACCUUAUCACUCAUCUCCCAUCCAAGUACUAGCUGGGCCCAACCCUGCUUAGCUUCUGAGGUCAGACAAGAUCAAGUGCAUUUGGGGUGGUAUGUUUGCAGACAUACCAUUUUUCUUUAUAUUGUGCAAUGCCAGUUUAAUGUGCAAAUAUGAGUAUUUAGCUUAUAUAUGAAAUCGACAAAAUUAUGCAAUUCAUAUUUCAUGGCUUACGCAUGCGUAUAUAUUUUGUUCUUACCAGAAGAAUUUCAGUUUAUUGAUUAGCAAGAGAGGAUGGGUUGACAGGAAAAGAGGCUAUGCUUUUUCCUUUCCUUCUGCAUCUUUAUUUCACCGUAAGUGGUCAACUAAUACAGGGAAGUAGCACAACUAUGAAAGGGUAUGAUAGGGUUCCUUGGUGUUCAUGUUUCUUGAGGCACUACUGCUUUCUUUCUGUGUUUAAAGCAAGUUCCGAAUCAGAAGGAGAAGGUGACUCCUCAGGGGAGUCAGCUUCCAUGAAUACUCAACAUUGAGGGAACACACUUCCCGUGUGCAGAUGUUCAGGUCAUACGCCCAUAAAGCCCUGCCUGCAGCCUGUCCCAAAACACCCCAGUACAAGGUGGUGUUCUCUAUUCCUGGGUGUUUAUUAGAGUUGAUUCCCUUCUUAAAGCCUGGCAGCAUAUCCCUUGGUGAAAUUGUAUUGGCAUAUGAACCAGGAUCUGUUACCAAAUGAAGCAGGUUGUGGGAACAGCCCUAGAAUAAAAGUUUAUUUACAAGACAAAAAAUUCUGAGAAGGAAUCACUGUUCCUGUUUCCCUGGGAUCCUACGUACAGUGCUGCGUGCCAACAAAGAAAGGGCAUUUCUUUGUCAACUCAGACUCUUUUAUAUAGGCAGCCCUGUAUCCUCACUUUGUUUCUGAUAUUUAGAUUAUACUUGUUAAGUAGAAAACAUUGCCAAACUGCUCACUUCAUCCAAAUGUUACUCACUUUCUAGGGAUCAUAAUGACUGCUUUAUGGACAAAGGACAUGUUUAGUUGAGACCUUGUAUAAAUCUUUUAGAGAGAAGACAUAUGUAGCCAAACAUUGAACCUGAUGACAACUUUGAAUUACUUUGGAGUAGUUAUUCUUACCUCUCUGUCCUCUCCCAGCUAACGACUGUUACUUAACUGCCUUAAAACCAUGUCCGUUUGGAUUCAGUUUUUAUAAUAUUUAACUAGAAGUGGAAAUGUGGGCAGUUACAUACUGAUUUUGCCUCUUUGUUUAAGAAAAUACAACAUUUUCGAUUAAGCGGAUGAUGGCAGCAUUGCUGGAGCAAAUUUGCCCUUUGGGGGUUUUUUUGAGAAGUAAAUGCAAUUAGAAUCAAUACCAAAGGAGUUCUUGUUUGGGGCCCUUGGCUGAUUAAAUAGUUGCAACUCUGCAGCAAAGGCACAUAGAAGACUGAAAAAUACCAUUGUCUUAUAUGAUUUUUUAAAAAUGUAAGCACAGUAGGGGUGUUAUUGGAAAGCACCCUCAGGAACCGUUCAGUCCAGCCUCUUUGUCCCUCCUGGGUUCUCCUGUGAUAUCCUCCUCGGGCUAAAUCAAAUCUGUCAAGUGGAGCCUUCAUCCUGUGGCCACUGCCUUUCUGAGUGAUGAGGGCCAACUCACCUGCCAUCUGCUUUUUCUAUCCCUCAUGGGCAAUCAGAGAGCCUAUUCCUGUGCCUAGAGGGUUGUAAAUGGGAAGCUUGCCACAUGUUAUGUUUACUAUUCCCAAGCCAACUAAAGAUUCCAAAAUCAAACCGUGGUCAGAUAGAAGUUUCCACAACCCUUUGAGCCAGGGCUUUCAUUCUCCUCAUCAGAUAACUUGUUUCAGGGAAAAGGUUGCCGCACAAUAUGCAGUGUGCCCAUUAGGAGGAGUUCACCCAGAGUCAAACAGAUGGUGGCUUUUUAAAAUAAACGUCCACUUCAAUAGAACAAUAGUCUCAAUGGCAUUCACCAUCUCUACUCGCGGUAACUAUCAGCAUUUGAUGGAGAGAACUGGGCUGCCUAAGAAAAAGUAAUUUUGUAUCUCAUUCUUUCACAAGUAAAAUUUACUUUCAUUUUCAGUUAACAUAGAUGUUUGACAGUACCAGAAUAUCUCUCUCUUAGAUCCAUGACUUUGAAUCCCAUUGCUCAAUUCUGCUGUGAAUUUACACAUCUUCAAAAAUGACUCCUCUCCCUAAAGCUGUAGCAACCUUGUUUCUUUUUUGCUCAUUGGGAUCUUUGGUUCUUUUUCCUGGACAGAUCUUUAAUUUCUUCCAUCCAUCUCCAUACAUUUCAGUAAACAAGUCAAAUGGUACCAUGUGUUCUAUUUUGCCAGGCAGCACCAGUUAGCAUCCAUCAACAUUUACAGUGCCCCUGCCAUGCGCCAGGCUUGUUCCUUGCCACCAGGAAUAGAAAUGUGAAGAUACUCCAAGUGAGGGGCCAGUGUUUGUUUAUGGACCAAGCUUUGAAAGAUCACAUCACAUUAUCACAUUUGAGAAUGACAGUUGCUUCCAUAUGGCAGAGUAUAGGAUAGACAGACAGACACAAACACAAACAAGAUGGAGGUGAUGGAAGCAUUUAAGGGGCCAUGGAAAGGGUUCUGCGAGAGAGCUGGGGUCUCAUCAAAGGCAGUGGCGGGGGAUGGAUGAUGGAUUGGAUAUCUAGGUUAAGGAGGUGGACUAGAUUUGUGGGGGACUGGAGAGUGGCAUGAGAAGAGAAUUGCAGACAGAACUCUCUGGGCCAUUGGAAGAGGUGGCUUGAAAGGAGCAGGUAGAGAGAGAAAGGCAUGGGUAGAGGAGAGAAUGAUUUCACAGAAAAGAGAGAGAAAUGAAGGGUUAGUUUCAGCAGACUGGCCAAGAAAGAGACGUCCUACUGGAUGGUUUUAUCUAUGACUGGUUCCAGCAGAAUCAAGUCUUCACCUGGAGGAUUGGGUAAAGAGGACCUAGAACUGAAUUACUCCAACGUAGUAUCAGAUAAUAGGAGCCCCACAAAGAAAACACUCCUGGGUGAGCUCAACAAGUGCCUGUGAAUGAAAAAUCCAUGAGAGAGGGGCUGCAUUUAAGAGUAGCAGCCAGAAUGGAGUUAUACCCCGGCUGGGAGGGAUGGCCAUGCUCUUCUAAUCCAAAUUUCUAAACAGCCCCAAAGCAAAAUAGAGCAUAGUGGGGAUUUCUACUACUUGAUAUCAGCUCCGAUGUACAUUCAACCAAGGGUGACACGUGUUUGAUGAAUUCUUGGCUGGCAAACAAUCUCAUCUCUCAAGACAGAUGAAGCAGGCAAGAGGCACCACUAUUUUUGUUUUGGAUCCAUUUCUUAGUAAUUUGAAAGAAUGGAUUUUUGCCUUUGGUUGUUGUAAAAAGUAACGAACUUUUACUAGAGUUUAUAUAAGAAUGGGAGUUAAAAAAAAAAAAAAGAAUGGGAGAAAAAUGCUAGUAGACCUGUACUCGAGACACUUGGGAAGCACCUUAAAAAAAAAAAGUUCAGAGGAAGAAAUCGCAUAUUCCCCUGGGUGGGUGGAGACUGUAAAAGGGAAUGAGGAAUUAGAGAUUUUUAAUAAAGGGAUUUUUAUUAAAAACUUAAAGUUAUUCCUCUGAGAAAAAGGAGAGGCAUGGAGGAGCAAUCCAUAUAGCUGCACAAGGUUGCGGCCUCCGACGCUUUCGUAUUUAAACACGCACGUCAAGAUUCAAAGAGGAGCUCCUGACUCUGUAAAUUAGCAGGUGGGCAUGGUUAGCCAUUAUCUCGAUGACCCUUCAUUUUCUCUAUCACAUCUCCUUCAAAUGGGAAGGAACAGAGAAGUGCCUUAGUGGAUGAAUUAAAACUCAAGUCACUAAGAAUACAAUAAAAAAAAAAAAAGACUGACUCUUGCCAGUAAGCUCCAGACUUCAGGGCCACUUGUAUCUGAUUGUAGAACAAAUGAUCUCAGAACCACAAGGACUAAUUUUUUUUAGAAAUCAUGUAGAAUAUAGGAUGUACCCAAAACUGGAAACAGAAAAAUAUUUUCUUUGUUUUCAAAAAGGAUUAAAGGGCGAAUUUCAGAAUGUUGCGUGGAUUCUUUAUAAAAUUGUUAAACUAGGUUACUAAAUAACUCGUGAGCCUUCAGAAAGGAAUAUGUUGACGAAGAAUCAAGUAUCCCAAACAUACUUACUGUGUGUUUUAUAAGAUUACUAUUUCCAGAGAUUAGAGGAAGCAUAUACAUCUUGAUUUUGGUAAACUCUAAGAUAAAAUAUUAUCAUCUGGCAGGUGUAAGAGAGAAAUAUAGGCCCUUGAGAGCUGGGUGAUUUCAUUGUGGCCAAAUCUAAAAUGCGUUAAUUCAUGGGCACCAGUCAGUGGGGAGCUUUAUGUCUCUGGUGUGGUUUCGAUGCCACAGCUUUGCCUAACCCCUCUUCCAUUCAACCGUUUUUUCAGUAACUUUCACAAAGGUCUAUAUUUAUCAAGCCAUCAUUUGUAAGAAAGCUGAGAGGGUUAACUAAUUUGACACAAAGCAAAGUCACACAUUAUGAUUAUCUCAACAAAUGAGAGACUUCCAGGCCCAAGCCAGCGAGAGGUUUAAGAGGGUAGAAUGUAAUGUUAUGUACUGGGCUUUGGAUAGUCAGCAGCCUGAGUGCAGGGUGAGGGUGAUGUGGUUUGAUAACAGUCAUCGUGAACCAUGUCUGAGGAUUUUGUUUGGCCACAGAGUGGAGAAGAGACAUGAGAGUGAUGCAACAGCCAGCCACACCAGCAUUCUCUGGAGACCUCAGCAUAGGAAAUGUGAGGUCCAGUCACAGGAACUAUGGCCUGGGCUUCUGCAGCCUCAGGGAGCAUCCAGAGGUGGUGUGCUGCCCUGGGGCCACAUUUUGAAAGGGACCUCCGCCAACCUGGAGCCAAUCCAGAACAAUUGUAACCAAAUGGGGAGCUGUUAAAACCAAGAAGGAAUUGUUUCAGGAGUCUGAGAGGUUUCUAAAGAGGAUGUCAGUCUACAGAACUGGCACCAGUGAACAGAGGCAACCUGGAAGCAGCUUUAUCUCAGUGUCAAGUCAAAUGUUCAGAAACCAAAGUGGGCGGACCAGCUGCCUCCACACCAAAUCCAGCCCACAGAUGUGCUUUGUUUUAACUGCAGUUGUCCUCCUCACGUUACCAAAACACAAAACUAAACAUUGAGUUUGUCAGCCAUGGUGAAAAAUUGGGAGAGCCUGCGUUUUUAAAAAAUCCAUACGUUAGACUUCUCUUGAAGAAUCAGAAUAUCUGACCCUACGGGGCCUUCUUUCUACUGACAGCGAUCAGUCUCUCCACAGAACGUGUGCUGUCCUGGUCACUUCAGUCCCUUCUGGUGUCUCUCCAGUGCUCAGGCCUGGUGCAGGCACCACCACCAUGGCACCCACCAUUUGGUCUCUCUGAGUUGGUGAGAGGGCUAAUGGGCCAAGCAGGUAAAACAGUGCCUGGUCCUCGGUGAAAGCCCAGCAAGCGUUACCUGCAAUUGUUCUCAUUUUAUCAACCUGGACCUUGCAAAUACUGGAGUUUCAAACCUCUGUUGUAAAAACUGGAACCACCUAACUGUGGAGUUAGGCCUCAGGAAAUAUUUCCUUUUUACCAUUGUAGGUGUUAAAAUAAAGGCAGAUAGAAUGCUGUUCAUUCAGUGCCUUGCAGAAGGUCCUCUUCUGUGUGAAAGGCUGGCUCCCUGUGGUAAGAGCUGCCCUCCACCCUUGGUGCAUGGAAAUAAGGCCUGUGAGAAGUGCGAAGGUACAGAAGAAAUCUGGAGAGAAGGUGGUACACUUUGCUAUUUUUGCUGCAGAGUGACUUCUCACUGUUAGGGAAAAAAAAUCAUCCCUUCGGGAGAAGUUAUUCUCAGCCUCACAGCCUGUGUAGAAACCAGGCUGAUGCUCCGCCUAGGGAAAUACCAAGAACAGCCUUAUCCUUCCUUCCUCUCCUUCCGUCUCUCAGCUCCAUCCUCAGUGGGUCACUGCCUCUCACUGUCAGCUAUCAAAGGGAGCGCAUGCUGCUUCUCACCGGGAUGACCCCUACCCUGGGAGUCCCCCCUUAGCCACUCUGCUAUACCCCACCCUGCACACGGCCCUUGAGGCCCUCCUGUGCCAAGGACCUCUCACCCUCCCACAGCUGUCUCCCCUCUGACUCACUCCUUGCCAGCCUGGGCCUCUGUCCUCGUCUAUCUCAGAUGAGGCACUCCUGCAGCAGUGCUGGCUUUCCCAGUGGAGGCCUUGUUUCCACUCUGCUGCUGUCCCCCAGUAUAUUAUGAGUGUGUAUGUGUGAAGGCUUGGCAGGGGAGGGAAGGAGCUGGAGAGUAAGAACUUGGUAAGAAACGUUUUGGAAAACAAAAGUAUAUCAUGUUUUAUAAAAUGACAUUUUUUCAAAAUUGAAAACCUUAAUUGCCCAAGGUGAAAUAUAGCCCUAUGAAUAGAAUAUGUAUGCAUAUAUAUAUAUAUAUAUAUAUAUACACACACAUUAACUCCCUCUUUUCCAUUUUUGAAUGUUUAGUUUACAUCUGGAUACUGAACAUGUCAAAUAGCACCUGGCACAUAGUAGGAACUCAAAAAUACAUAGUAUUCAAGAGGAAACAAAAAAUUUUUACUGAAAAAUUGGAUUUUGUGUUUUUUUCUCCUUACUGAAGAAUAGUGUUUUGUGCAUAUUUUUAUUGUGCUCUAAAUAAUCAUUCUAACAUUAUCACCCCAAAGUAUUGAAGGGCAUUUAUAUGGGAAUCUUGACCAUUAGAAUGAUAACUUUAUGUUUGAUUUGAAAUUAACGGAAUCUUAUUGAGAUCACUGUACAGGAAGUGAUCCCAUUUUCUUAAGAGCCAUAAGUUUAUUUAGUUCGUUUCUGAGAGAGAGAUUUAAUUCAAACAUUGUUGAAGUCAGAAACCUUGCAGACAAGAAGGAAGUGGGAGGGGAUGUCAUGUACCAUCAGAACCUUGGCCUCAUGAGAAAGGAGUGAGUGACUCUCUAGACCUGGGUCAGAAAGAAGUGUCUGAAAAGGCCUUAAUUUCAGUGUCAGAGUCCAUUUAUAAAUCCUAGGACCUAGUUGUGGGGUUUUUAAAAAACUCUUAAUUGUAUGUAAAUUUUAUACACAUAAAUAAAACGGGCUUGUAAUGCCUAAAGGAAGCUCUUCCGCGGCUCUGAGACUUGGAGCGGGCGGGCCUUGGCUGCCCAUGCAAAUACUGACAGCUGAAGUCACUUGUUGGAAAGUCCGCAAACUCUGGUUACAGCUGCAUUUGUCAGUAGCUUUAAGGGAAGUGUAAUCAGCCAGAUAGAUUAAUUUGCAUCUCAAUUAGAAAAGAGUCUGGAGGAAGCACUAGGGUCUGUUGCGGGAAGGUUGUGGAAGAAAUCUCACCAAGCACAAAAGCCUCCUGGCGCUUGGUCCUCCAGCUGAGUGGAGGACAAUAUCUGAGGUUUCGUUUCCAUAGGGACCAGAAGCCUGCUGGGCCCCAGAAGAAUCUAGGGUUUGCACCGUAAUCAUUUGGUCAUGAUGACACAAAUUCCACUGUUGUUCCCAAAUACAUUUUUGCUAUUAGAAAGCUGUUAGAAAAGUGGAAAUGGUCAUAUCAAAAGCAUGCAAGAGGUAUUUGCUGACCCAAUUUACCUUUUUCAUAGUGCUGCUAGGUUUGCUGAGCAUUUAUCAUUUAUUAAUGUCUGAGUAUUCAAAGAGCAAAAGGUCAUUCUGUAAAUGACAGUAUUUCUUUAGCAUUCAGAUGGUUACUUUGGGAAUGACACAGCUACUCCUGAUUCUUCCACACUUUUCAGCAGUAGGCAAACAAGAUUAUGAAUGUUAAAACAUAGGCAAGGAAGAAACAUGGAGUCUUCUGGCUAUGAAGCAUAGAAAAAAAAAUCUGGGCAUUAUAGGACUUUUUAUAACCCUAAUGAAUGCUAAUAAAACCUUAACUUUAAAAAAGCAUAAAGUAGUAUACAUGUAUUAAUUCUUCCUGUAAAUGUUAUCCAGUCAUUUUCAUCGGCUUCGAUACUUACAUCAGACAGGUCCUUUUUUUUCAGAGGAGUUCUUAAUAUUAUCAGAAGUGGUACAAAGCCUGGUGAAUCCAAAGCUGUCUGAAUUGUUUAUCCGUGCCAGAUCACUGCAACGCAGCCAGGAAGGCCCACCCUCGGCAUUUUUGGAGGAAGACUUUUAUUUCAGGUUUAUUUUGUUUUCUCUUAAAUAGUUAAUUCAUUGGCCCCAGCCUCAAAGUGAGAACAAACAAAAAAUAGUGAGGAAAAAAACAAAACAAAACUGAGUCCUACAUUAUAAACUGCUGACUACCUAAUUCUUAAAAAAAAAAGUAAAUCAGGGUUUUAAGCCCAUCUUACUACUCUGGAAAGGGAAGGAAACAAGUUUCUAAAAGACAAUCUCUUCUCGUGCCCACAGACUGAAAUAACACAUUGCAGUGAGACAUCAGAACCUCUUAAUCCAACAUUAAUCAAAUUUCAGUUUACUGAUUAUCAGUCCCAUUUUGAAAGGAACAGAAUGCCAUAAACAGCAUCCGGAGAACAUUUAGUGGACUCUAGGAUUAUAAGCAAUAUUUUGAAAGUGAGACUUUCUGUUAUUCAAAUGUCUGAAAAGGAUAAUACGUGGCUUAUUAGAAUAAGAGGCGCGGCAAAGCCAAAGAAGGACAAAGCAGGCAAGUCCAAAUGGUGGUCCCUUCUGUGCAGAGUCUGCCCUGGCGUAUGCAGUGAGCUCACAGCAGGCUUCCGUGCUGGAGUAAUUUGCAACACACUCAAGUACAUUUUUAAUCAAAGCAGAAUACUUUUUUGGUAAUCUGGGGGUGAAUACAACCCAAAUGCCAUCGUGUUAGGCUUGAAAGGGUAUCCUUUCUAUUUUGCUACUGAGGGAUUUUACCAGACUCUAAAAGGGGCACUUCGAAUUUUGUGCUUCACAUACAGUUCUGAGGCCCUGUGCUUUGAAAGCCUUCGACAGAGACAACAGGGCCACGGUAGGGAAGGAAGGAUGCUGCGGGGUUCCAUGCUGGUGCUCGCUCCCUUCUCUGCUCCGUGAUGUCCCAUGGUGUCCCGUGUGCCAGCCACUGGGGAGUCCAGAUGCACUUUAAUGUUUGCAUCGUGUUUUGCACAUGCCUUUAAUAUAUUCAACUUGAGAGGUGCACAGCUGCUUUAGUUUCCAAGAGGAUAGCAUGUCCCCAAAAUGCUACAAUAUUUUAAAUAUCCAGCUCUUGGGAGGUUUCUCAGUAUUCCUUAGAAAACCUGCAUCUGAUAUUCUGUGUGUUCAGAUGGUCUUUUUAUAACUCUUUUCAUCAGAAUCACAAAAAUGAAAUGCUACAAUGUUUAGUGGUUUAUGUUUUAUAUCUUUCUUUAGCUUAUUUUUUCUAAUGCUUUAUUUCAGUCUUCAAUUUUACUAUUUGGUCCUAGAAUAUAAAAGAGUACAGAAUAUGUCAUCCCUCUGCCUUGUCCACUUGUUUAAACUCUCCAGCACAAAGCUUUGGUCCUUAAUCCACCAACAUCAAUGAAGAGGCUGCCUCCUGAAAACUCAGGGUCUGCUUGUCAUGGAACAAGCCAGCCCUUAAGAUGCCAAGUCCCUUUGGUUCUCCCUUCAUUUGCCUAUGAAGUGGGAUGUGAGUAUAUCAGUGCAUCCCGGCUUUGAGGCAGAUGUAUGCCUGGAAGUGCAAAGUCUCAUACCUCCACAAAGGGUAGGGCAGGCUUGCUGGCUGAUGGGAUUCUGAAUUUAUAAGCAGAGUUCCAGAAUUCCCCCAGGGCCUACUUUUCAAAGGCAAAUUAGUAUGUUUGCAACGUGAUCCCUGGGCAACUUUUGACAGUUGUUCUAAGAAUAAUAAAACAGAUGGACAGAAUAGAUUUUGGGGUCUCCAUCCAAACUGCCAUCCUCAGUGGAAUUUAAAGAAGGCAUAGAGCUGAUGAAGAGAGCUGCUGCUUGCUAUCAUGCGCUGCCUUUAACAUCCAAGAGCCAUAGCUUCCUCCCAGAAGAUGGCAACUGUCAUCACAUUACAUUUGCUUGCUGAGAGUUCAGCUUAGCUGUAAUAUGUGUUUUCCUCCCAUAUUUGAAAUUAAAAGAAUUGAACUUAGUUAAAUUGAAUUUAUACUCCAAAGAAACCAAUUUUAAUAAGAAUAUUAGGGAAAAUAUAAGUUAGUUUUAAAUUUAAGGAAUAUUUUCAUAGAAUUUGUAACCCCUAUAAAAAGAAGAGCCUCUUUAGAAUGUCUCAGAAAUACUGUCUACUCAUUGAUUUAGAAAAACAGAACGUAUGCCUCUCUAACAGCAUAAACAUUCUUUGUUUAUAAUGACAUAUGCACAUCAGAAGACUAAAUCAGAAAGCAGCAUCUAAAUUAUUUGAAUGAAAAGAAACAGAUUAGUUUUGUACUUAUGCUCUAUAAUUUUGUUAAAUGCAUAUAAUUUGUACAGAAAGUUUGACUAAGGAAAGCACUUCACGUAAACCACUCCAUAUUUUUGUAGAAUUUUAGCCUUUUCUAAGUCUGAGUUUCAGCUCAGAUUAAGAUGAGAUGUGCUUUCCUUUUAACUUGUAUUGGCUUUCUCUGACAUAAAUUUCUAGACUCUGAUUCCACACUCCUUUUCUCUGGAUUAAUUUGCCCGCUGAGCACUUUUGAGGUCAUCAAGAUUAAAUGAGGUAGCAGGUUGGCCACGCUCUGGAGUUCCAGAGCGGCUGUGUGCUGUCAGAGCUGAAGAGCUGAACCGCCUGUUUACUCCGUGGGUUUGUUAUGUGGGCCAUUGUUUAACUAAAAUGUCCCUGACAAUAACUUAGUAGGAUAGCAAACAUAUUUUGUUUGUUUUCUAAUUUAGAGGAAACACAAUGCAAUGUAAACCUUUUUCCACAUCUCACGUUGGGCCACAUAACUGACACCAUAAUGCCAGAUCCUUAAAUCUUGGUUCCCACUGAGAAGAGUUCUCACACAAGAGAGUUUGGGGAUAUUCUCUUUCCUUCAUGGCAACAAUUUUCCUACAAGCGCCAGAUAAAUUUUAAAGUGUGUCUUGUUUGUUGUUGUGCCCAGCUUAGCAGGUAACAUAUCAUAGCUGACCUCAGAGAGACCUUGGGUUCUAAUGUUUGUUUAAAUUAAAUAAUGACUUCAUUUUUUUUUUGGCUUUGAAUACUUUACUUCUGUUAGUUUGCUUACUGUAAAAUGAGCAAAAUAAUUUCUCCCAGAUACAUUACUGUAAGGAUAUAUGGAAUGAAGUAGGCAUAAAUAUGAGACUGAAGAAUGAAUGAACGGAUGAGCUGAUGGAUGCAGCGGUGUAGAGGAGGGCCUGGGCCCUCUCUUCUCCCAGCUCCUACUAGGAGAGCAUUUCGGGGCCCCCAGACCCUGCCACAUGUGCCCCGGUAAAUCAGGGUAGCCAUGCUUCCGUGUUCUUCCUGCUCCUGCUGCCAACCUCCAUAUGGCUGUGGCAAGCACUGUGGCAGGAGAGGGAGUGACCUUGCCUUCAGCGGGCUUUGAGGCCAGGAUGGAUUACAACUGUGACGUAGGGUAGGAUGAGGCCCAUGCUCUGGGAGAGGCAUGUGGUCAGUGCCCAGUGAGUAUUUUCUGAGUCACUGAAACACAAGAUACAGAAGAGAGAAUCAGAGGUCAUGGGAGCUCGAAGGGAAAAGAUUAUUUCUAGCUGCUGCUUCAAAUCAUUCACAUAUUUUUGUGACCUCUCAUUAGUUAUCUCUUCAUAUGUGUGUUAUCUACAACUUGAUAGGCGGGAAAUGUCACAACUUUGUUAAUUUGUUUUACAAAAAGAUAUUUAUAUGCCAAUUAUAAUUUAUUAAACAGUGUCCGUGGCCCAUUCCAAGGUGCUAAGGCAUUUUUUUUCAGGGAGCAAGGCUCUUGGUGAGCAGCAUGCUCUUAUGGCUCUGUGGUCACCGCUCCUCAUUCCAUUCCAGAGGAGGGGAAGGAGGCCAGAUUGUUGCAGUCCCCACUUCAGUGGGUGAGGACACCUGUCUUCAACCCACUACCUACCUUAGAAGCCUGCAGACUUUUUCUUAUUACAUAUCCCACCCAAAGACCACCAAAAAAAGGCAGAAAAACCUGUUAAGCAUGCCAUUCAAUAGUGCAUGUACUGACUUAUUUUAAAGUAUAUACCAUUUCUUCUUUACUAAUACAUUAUGACAUUAUAAUGCAUGGUCAAUACUGAGAAUUUUUAAAGGAUGCGAUAAAGAGGAAAUCAUAAUUUGAAGUCUUUUAAUUUUAAUGGUAUAAAUCGUUUUGCUUUUAUUAAGAUAUCAAUAGCGUUUUAGUGAGAGCAAUGGAAUUAAAAUGUGCUGCUUUCUCUUUAUAAUCUCAGUGUAAUGGUUCUGGGGUUCAGUGGUCCUAAGGGGUCCAUCUAAGCUCAGUUUAUUUUGAUAACUUGGUUUCAUAGCUGGAAACAAAACUUUGCAAAGAUACACAAACUAGCUGGAGCAGACUGUUGUCUUGACCUCCUAAAUCACAGGUUCAUGCUCAGUUUUCAUUCUUACCCACCAGUUCUAUGAAGGUUCUUGUUGGCAUUGGGAAGGACAUUUCUGUCUUCCUUGAUAUGUGAUCAGUUGUUGUAUUGGCAUUUUUUUUGACAAACAGAUUCAAAAUGUACUCAAAUCUUAUUUGGAAGGUUAGAAAAUAACAAAAUUCUGUUUAUGAGUGUUUUGGUGCUAGAGAUAUUAGUACUUUCUGAAAACAGAAACCAUCUUCAACCAUAAAUUCCUAUGCUGAAGGCAACAUUUUGUAACAUCUCAAUUCAAGGCCUUCUUUUUAUAGCAUGUUUCUUUCAAAUAGCAGUUACUCACUCAGUUUCAGAGCUCUCAUUUUGCUUUGUGGGAGCAGUAUGUAUCUAUCUUCCUAAGGGGACAGCUAAGGGUACACUGCUCACUGUGGCCUCCUCCUCAGGCUCCUCAGCACAGCAGCCAGGGCCAGUGACUAAAGUGUGAGUCAGCCACAUCACUGCCCAGCUCACCCUCACCAGGAGCCCUGCCUCUCUCAGCAUCCAGGCCCUCAGGGGAGGCCUGUGCCCUCCAUGCCCCCUUCCUUAACUGCCCCCCAGAUGCCCACACGGCAUGUUCCCUUGGCCCCUCUCCCUACCUCCCUGUGUGAGAGCCCCCACGCCUGUGCACCUGCACCUCCCUGCACCACCUGACCUGCCCAUGCUCUGUGGGUCCCCUCAGCCUUCAUCACCCUCUCAGUUACUAUGUAAUUCACUGAUUUUACUCAUGCUGUGCCCCCUGCUUGAGGGCAAAGAUUUCUGUCUGUUUUGUUCACUGGUGCCUCCAAGGGCGAGAGUGGAAAUAUCUAACAAUUGGUACAUGAGGGCACCUGUUGGAUACUGACCCAGAUGCCAGCCAUGUGGGUGUUUUCCAGGUGAAUACCAACCCUGGAUAUAGCCUCAGCACCUGCUGCAGAGUAAAUAUUUUUUCAGUAAGUACAUGCCAAAUGAAUGACUUCAGCGCCUUGUCAUCACAGAAAAGGUCACCAAAUUUAGAACAUUUAUCUUUCCAUAAAAAAGAAAAAUGAGUAACUCAUCUUUAUGUUCAACUUUCAGCUUGAAUAAGAUCUUUCCUGUGAGAUAAAUGGCAAACUUGUGUGUGCUACAAAAGAUUUCCAUGGUCAUGCCCUGCCUCAGGACAGUGAAUUGUAAAGAUGGUAUGAUUUAUAAGAUAAUAAAGCUCAACCCUUCAGUAUGGAGGCUCACGUAAACCAUGGUACCUCAACCUGUGCUGAAAGCGAACGCGGGCUCUACUGUCAGCCCCUCCCGCCCUCUCCUUCUCUUUCUUAGUACAGUUCACGCAUUGAACGUGACCUGGGACAGUCUGAUAGAUGACCUGGCAAGAAGGGUAUCAGCAUAAGGCCAUGCGUUAAAUUUCAGUAAAACUUAAUUGAGUUUGUUUAUUGUUUGAGAUAAAAAGGGAAAUAUUAAUAGAAUUCCUAACAUAGUCUUCUCACAUGAGAGUCUGCAAACUUGAAAAAUUAAGCAUAAUGAUUUUUGCAAGAGCUGGACGUGGUGUUGCAAGUUCCAGCUACAGAGGAGGUGGGAGGAUCACUUGAGUCCAGGAGUUUCGGCUGUAGUGCAACAUGAUUGUUCCUGUGAAUAGCCUCUACACUGUAGCCUGAGCAGCGUAACAUACCUAGACAUAUUGUCUGAAAAAAAAAAGGCUUUAAAAGACUUUUGCAGAGAUUUUUAAAGGCGAAAUGGUAGAAAGAGGAUCUUCCAUGCUUCUGUGGGUUGACUAGGCUUAGCUGGGUGGUUCUUACUCAGGCUCUCUCAUGUCUGGGACCUGCACUAACACGGCUAGAAUAGUUUGGAGCUGGCCAGGCAUCCGUGGCUCAGCAGCCUCCCCACUUGUCUAGCUUGGGUCUUCUCGCAGCAGUAAGGUUUUUGACAUGUCUGCUGCAGGCCCCAGAGACCCAGGUGGAGGUGCCAGCUUCUUCACAAAAUCACUUUGGAAGCCUCAGAACUAUUUGGUCACAACAGGUCAUGAAGUCAGCCUAGAUUCAAGGGAGGAAAGUGAGCCUGUCGUGAGGUAAGCAGCAGCCUGCCUGUCCAAAGGAGGGCCAGCAGGCCAGCGGACCUUUCUCUCUGUCUUCCACAGCUGGUGUAGCACUGACCACACUGGGUUAGGGGCUCACUCUGAGGCGUCUGUCCCUCCGCUGGUCAGUAAGCUCCUUAAAGGCAAAGGCUAUGUGUUACUCAUCUUUCAGUCUCCAGCAUCUAACAUCACAACAAGUCAGUAGAUGUUAGUUGGAUUAAAAUCAGAAAUGCAAACAUUUUAAGGAAUUUCUAAUUAGGGGAAAGUAGUCUCUAGUGCCAUUUAUGUAAUUACACCACAAGAUGUCUUCACAAUGUACGCAGGAGGAAAUGACUUAACGUGGAUACUAAAGAGAUGACUGAGUUUAAUAAUGACUUCUUAAUCCAGAGAGUUAAAUCAUAAAAGCAGUGGAGUUCACUCUGCUCCAUGUCCACAGAAGCAAGUGUUUAAAGGGUGCAUUUCGUUCCUGCUGUACUUGAUUUCUUUGGGCUCCUUAUUUUCACUUUUACCUGGUCUCAUGAAUCCUAAUUUUAUGUUGCUUUCAAAAAUCAUGAGUCUUGAUGUAUCUCAUAAUUAUGUUUGACCCUUUAGAUGAGUUUAUGUCUUUGUGCCAUGGAAGUUGUCGCCUCAAAAUCUUCUGAAAACCUAUAUAAAUUGUAUCAUUGAGAUUUCCUUAAGGAGAAUGUCAGUUUGGGCCAAUUUUUUAAUGUUUUGCUUUAAGUGGGGGGAGGUGUCAACUUUUAGGGGGGAAAAGGAUUUUGUCUUUUAUGGUAAGAGCUGGCCUGAUGGCUCUGGUGACCCUCUCAAAUGCUGGAGGAACAUUCUUAAAGAUGCCUCCACAUUGCCCUGACAGCUUCUUAACGUGACCCUUGGCAGCCCUCUGUGGCAAUGGUUUGUCCUUCCUGACUUAGAGGACCGUAGGAAUGCCCAUCCUACAUUGUGUUGCAUGUGCUUUUUAAAAAGCUGAAGAUUUCACAUGGCAUCCUUGGGUCUCAUGACCAGCUGACAGGAGAGGAGAUGGCGGUGACACGCCAGCCUUUGGCCCGAACCUCCAGCUCUUCAAUGUCUCCAUGUACAUUAUAGUAACUCAUGGGUGAUGUGUAGGAGUACCACCCCGCAUUUGGAACCACGGCCUUCUGCCAGAGCAGAUCAAUACUUGAGCUGUCUGUCUCUAGCGCUCACCUUCCUUUCGCACAGUGAGACCCUUCUGCAGUCAGCGAUCGAUAGCUCUAAUCCGUGGCAGCCUGCAGCAAGUCAUGCAAAGCAGAGCACUUAGGUGGCAUUACACGGGACUGUGGAGGCAGCAGCUCUGGGGCUUAGAUCAUAGCAUCCUUCCUAGGGACACAUUCCAUUUGUAAUAUGUGCUUUUAAUCAUCUCUGCCAUGGAUCACCAUUCCUCUGAAACUUGAUUCAGGGAAAUGGACAUGUGUGUGUGUUUGUGUAUGCAUGUGUGAAUUACAGACAGAUAUUCAUUCUCUUCUCAGACUGUAUACCAGCCUUCCCUGUGUGCUGCUGCUCCUGACCAUCACUGUGUCACUACAUAUCUACGCGGUUUUGUCUAUUCUUGUGCUUUGUGCUGUGAUUAUUUCUAGUCUGGGUAUUUUUAAAACAUUAAAACUUUAAAAAUAUAUGUAUUUGAAAUCCCAGUAACUGAAGAGCAUUCUUACUCUAGCAUGUACUUUCCUACAAAACAUCAUUGGAAGACAAUGAGCAUUGGAUGUCACUCCCGUCUUUGAAUGGCUGUGACCAAGUGAGAGGCUGGAGAGUGAAGAUCUGCUUUUCGGGACCACUGGGGCCAAAGGAGCUUUUGCCUAGGGAUUAGCUUUGGAACUACUCCUGUGGCAUCCUCAGAAGGCAGAGUGGGGAGUCAGGAAAAGCCCCUUCCAGUUAUUUACCUGGCCUUCCAAUCCUCAUUCCAUUUCCAUAUCUAGUUAUCUUGAUUUUAUCUGUGGACUUCAGGAUACAAUAUAAAGUUAAGGGCUGAUCUAAAAAAAGCAAAUAUGUGGGAGACAAGUUCGAACCAGGGUUUCUGGCCACUGUCAUGUGCGGGUCCUACAAGGAGCAGGCAGCAGUGGCCAGUAGAGCCGUGGGUGUAAUGCUUGCUGUGUGCGAGAGCCUCAGCAGCUGCGUGCCAGUCACAGAGGACUGGUGUUCAAAUUCAGACAUGCUCGAACAAAUCAGUGAAGGACACUGUAUUUUACCCAAAGGUCUCUCAUGGUAUGUAAUCUUUAUUUCAAGCUCUGUGGCCUUUUAAACUCUGCUGAUCAUCUCACCUUUAAGGCCACUUUAGCUGAUCUGUACCUCACAGGCCACUGUAUCCUUUCUGUUUUUCACAGUACAGUUGUCACCUUCGGAGAACCCCUUAAGUUGAGCUUAGCUCACAGGAAAACUUCUGAGAAACCAGUUUUUCUGCAAGAACCAGGCAGUUCUCUCUCAUAUUUAUACACAUCCUGCCCUAUGAAAUAGAGGUGCAACGUGCAUUUGUUGCUGGAGAUGAUCACUCAGUAAAGUGUCUUCUACUUAGGGCUUAAAAAAAAAAUCUAGGCAAAAAAAUGAUCCACAGAUUCUGAUAGUCUCAUUCAUAUUCCCAGACACCAAUUCUGAAAAGUCCAAAAGCAUUUUUCAUUAGUAUACUCAUUCAUUCAACAGAAUGCCCAUUGGCUGUUUCCUGUAUGCCAGGCACUGUGCUCUUGCUGUGGGUGCACAAAUGGAAAGCACAGUGCCCACCCUGGAGGCGCUCUUUGUCGAAUACAGAGCACACUGGGGAAGAGAGCAGUGCACAGUUUCCUCAUGACUGUGAUGCAGAGUGCAGCCCAGAACCUCAAGGAAGGCGUCCCACGGAGAGCCUGUGACCUGGCCAUUUGGAGGGAGAAUAGGAGUCACAGGGACUUGAUGGAAGGAGGGUUCAGAAAAAGUAAAUGACUUUCAGCAGAAGAGUGUUUGCUAAACCUGGAGCCAUCGAGAAACUUAGUGAUCUUGGAGCCUUAGAUGCUGCUAGGAGCCCAAACCCACCCUGCAAUGAUCAGACCUGGGUUCCACAGCACACAGAUGUGUACACAUCACUCCCUAACUCCACUUCUCAUCGGUGUCUCGUCUCAGUGUCGCUCAUAAGGAGAUGUGCUGCUGUCUUAUGGUGUGUGAGAAGUACAAGACUGGGAGGAGAAGCUGCUUGGAGCUCUACUCCUGGGUCACUUGGAGAGACAUCUGUUUACCUAGCUGCACCAUUCUUUGCCCUGUCCCAGUCACUGAGAACCUCACAUAUUUUAUGUAGUUAUUAAGCAAUCCUAUCAGGAAGGCAUAAUUAUGAUCCUAUUUUAGUAUGUUAUGCAAACACAAUGCGAUGUCUAAUACAACACAAUCUACGAUGUCACAAACUAAAAAAUACAGUUGAGGGAACAGAAGCCCAGAGAAGUUAAAUAACUUGCCUGAGGCCACACAGUUUGUGAGUAGUAUCCAGGACCUGAACUGUCAACUCAUUGCUCCCCACCGCCCAAGUGCCUGGUCAGCACCUCCCCAUCAGGACCCAAAGAUGCCUGUGGAAUUUUACAUGCAUUUCAGUGCAACUUUUUAAAGUGUGUUGGAUCGGUUGGCCGGAUUUAUAACUUGUGAUUUACAGCUGAUUUUGAUAAGCCACAAAUGCCAGUAUCAUGUUUUAAUGAGACUGAAGGCAUGAACGAGCAGAUUCUACUCUUGAGGCUGUUGUGGGAACACCCCGGCCGCCGACAUUGCACUAGCCCCUCUGAAGGCCGGCAUUGUCGCCGGCUCAUUAGCAUCCACGCUCCUCGCUGGGCCGUUGCUGCUCGCUAGCUCACCAGCUGUUCCUGCUGCUCAGUACAAUGUCGGAUGUGUUCAGCUCACUGGGUUCCUGUCCUCGCCGCCCGAAGGAGACAGCCCUUCCGCUGGGGAUACCCACGUGGCUGCCUGUCAGCGGUGGCACCGAAUAAAGUAAUAGGCCUUCGCAUGGCAUAUGGUGUCUGGAUUCGUACAAGAUGCAAAACUCUUCUGCAGCUAAUGCACGAUGACUCAUAGCAUUGCUAAUUUUUCAAACAAAAGCUGACUUCCACACCCACACUUUUAACCCCUCCAGCUAAAAAGUCUUGAGUUGCAAAGCUCUAGAAGGGUGACUUUUGGGUCGCUAUAUAAAAUUGUUAUACUUACUGAAAGCAUAUGAAAUGACUUGCUUUACUCUGGAUUAAAUUUAUCUUAAAUUUACUUCCUCCAUAAAUGGGGAAUUUUUAAGCUUUAUCUUUCAGUUUCUUUUUCACAUUUGAAGAGUCUAAGCAGUUUGGGAGGUUUAUUUUAAAAGCUGUUAGAAAAUCGGUCAGAAGGCACUAUAUUAGUUUAGCACUUGAAACUGUUUAUUAAAAGUUAACUUUCUCUUUUAAAAGUUUCAUAGAAACUGUUGCCUAAUAUUCUUAUCAGUUCAGGUGCAGAGCAUUUUGAGCUCCUCACAUCGCAUUUUAAAGCUAUAAGAGAAUGUUGAUCCUUUUAUGGAACAUGAUUUUGCAGUCUCUUCUAGAAUACUAAAUACAAAGCCCAUUUCAACAACCAAAUUCCUGCAACACAAAUUUAGAUUAUAAAUUUAUAUUAAAAUGGCCAUUUUUCAAACUAGAAAAUAAAUACAUGGGAUUUUCUGAAAGAAUGUCCUUUCUCAACCUUGAGUCAGUUGUGCUAACAGAUCGCGACAUUCAGCCUGAGACCUUAGGUCGUAAAAUAAGGCAGUUGUUUGCAUUUAUACAAUCAGCCCUCCCUUUGAAGUCAUGAUCAAAAUAUUGAUUCUUUUAUAAAUAACCUUUUAUUGAACAUUUUAUUUAAACAUUUCAGUCAAGAAUUGCCAUCAUAAAAUGAUUAGGCAGUUACUAAUUAUGGAUCAGUAAGUGUUUUGUAGUCAGUCUGGCACAUGACACUUUUGCAGUCAGAAUUUGGCAAAUGAAUGAAUUUGUAAAGGAACUUCAACCUAGGAGGGUAAUACAGAUUUUUUAAAAAAUAGAUUACUUUUUGCAGCACCAAAAGAUGUAAGGGAGCAGGCUAGAGACUCUGAAUUGAUGUUUCAUUUAGUUUCAUGUUUAAGUCUAAAGUUUUUGCUUUCUGAUCUACAGAUAUUAAUUCAGAUGUGCAUCUAACUUAUAAAGGGCAUUCUAUUCUCUAAAAAUGAAACAAAAACAUAUAAAAAUUCUAAAUAGGUUUCACAUUCUAUAUUGCAGUUUCAAUGCCAUUUUUCCAGCAUGCUCUCUAAUUUUGCCCUUUGCCAUUGGAGAUAACCUGGUAUGCAUUUGGUGUAGCUAAAAAUUUGUUAGAAACUUAAAAUUUUCCACGUUUGGCAUCUAUGAGGAUUUCCAGUUUCGCUUUCACUGCCUUGAGUUUAAGACCUAUAUUUGUUGUUACUCCUACUGAUACCUUCCUUUUAUCCUAUUACCACUCAUUUUUAUGAAAUGAGGGUAAAAUUCCGUGGAGUAUUCAAAUAAUGACCUAAGGACAGAAGUGGAGACACUACUGAGCCUGAACUCUUGGUCAGUACUUAGUGUCUGCAUGUAACUGAUAAAAUUCUCUCUCAUCAGCCAAUGGACCAGAGGGCAAACUCAGCUCUGAAAGGCAGUUGGGGACAUUAGUGCGUGAUGUACAAAAGCACAGGCUGAUCACAGGCACCCAGAAGGACCAUUAUUCUCAGUCUUGGACCAUUAUUCUCACUCUUGGUGACAGCCUUGCAGAAUGGGACUGUGUUAACCCACAGAUGGGGAGAGUGAAGCUGGAGGAAGCCGGGUCUUGGCCUGGGGCCCACAGCCAGGGCAGGGCUGGGAUGAGAGCCCAGACCAACCUGACUAUGGCUGUUUCUCACUUGUGCACACUUUUGACCAUCAAAAUUAUAUAGCUUUGAGAAAGUGAAACAAUUCCCAUUAAUUUUAGCUUGUUCUCUCAUUGUUGUUACCAAAUGGAUUCUAACCUUUAAAACUUGUUUGUAUGGAAUAAAGAUGAAAACAGAAUUAUCGUAAGUUAGGAUGGAAAAUAUUCCCAUUUUGAUACCAUGUGUAUAUCUCAUACCUGAAUACAUGUACCUUCCAAAUUAAAAAGCAGAGAAAAUAUAAGUUUAAAUAUUCUUACUGACAGCCCACUUAGAGUCUAUCUCAAAAUAAGCACCUAAUUGAUGUUACUCAGUGUGCUUUUCCCUUGAUAAAUAGUUGAGGACACAGUUUCAUCACAGUGAUUUUUCCAGUUUUUUGCUAGCAAGGUAUCUAUUUGUAUAUGUGGAAUCCAUUUAUAUUCUACUUCUUUCUAAAACAGAUUUGAAAGAGCUUACAUGAAGGUCAUGUGUAAUGAGAAAGAGAAAGUCAAAGCCCAGGAGUGAGGAUAAAAAUAAGAGCAUCUGAAGGUAUACAGAGCAUCCAGAGUCAUGGCUGCGGCAGCAAAGCCGGGCAUCCCCAUUGGCUACUACUGACCUCCAAAGCUUGCUGUAAGGUGUAACUACCACAUGUCUUCGGGCCAUUCUCGUUCCAAAGUUGUCAAUUACUGUUAAUGAAAUUAUAUCUUGUCUAAGUUGGAAGACAUAAUAGGUCAUUCUACUGAAAUAUCUUCCAGACAACAGCAUAUAUUUAUAGGAAAUUUUAGUAUCAAAAUGAUUUUCUAUUCUACCCCAUGAGUUCAAAAGAUAUCUUUGGAGCAGACAAGCAAGUUUGUGUGCAUCACAAGCUAAUUUAUAAAAUAAAUAAAUUAAUUAAAAUUAAGGGCUUAACAAUAGUUGAAAAAGUGAAGAAUUAAUUAGUGACAGGGGGAAAGUAUGAUUGAAAAAUAAUCUUAAUGCCCACAUUAGCUGGGUAGCUGCUUUUGCUAAGCCUUUUAGUUUAAAAAGCCCAAGUACCUGACAUUUUGCAUCUGUUUUUCUGUGAAGAUAAAAGGAAACUUGAGUGUCUCAUUCUCAAUAAUGGAUUUUAUGUGACGAAAAGGUUUCUGCUCUGUUCAUUUCCAUGGCCAGGCAUUUUUAUAUUAUUGCCCCGCUGACUGUUAUUUCCUGUUUAACUCUUUGUAGACUCGUACAGCUCUCCUCAGCUGGGGUUGGUAUGGGACUAAAUGGUGUCGAAGGUGCUCUGUGUACUAGGUACUUCCGUGCGUGUUGGUCUUCUCGUUACCAUGUUGCAGGACUUGUUGCCCUAUAAUCCAGCUCUUCUCUCAGGUUUGUUUACUUGUGAUCACUAUGUAAUCAUUCAUUUUAUGGAGCUUCAUUAAGGACUGCAAACCUCUGUCCCAAUUUAGCGUCAUUCAAGCGUAGGUAGCAUCCAUCUGCUCCACCCGCACUGUUUAAUUAAUGAACUUCAUAAUGUGUUUUUGCCUGUAAAAGCUCUCUGUCUCCUCAGGUUGUUGAAUGCGAUGUGCAUUCCAGGUUUUCUGUGUUAAGAGUCUAGAAAGCCCGCCAUGGGAGGUGCUAAUUACGGACCCUCCAAACUCCUGUUAUGUCUAAACUUGCAGGCAGAUUUACUUUGUUUUUUUCAAUAUAUAUUCAUAAACCCAAAGUAUGGUCACUUUUUGAGUAAGAAAUCACUGGCCAGUUUUCAUAGUCUUUCCCUUCGGUAAGAGGAAAGAGUAACAUUUUUUAAAAGCUGUAUUUUCUUUCAGUGAAGUAAAAAUAUACUUGUUACUUUGAAUUUUUUCCUUCUGAAAUUAAAGUUAUGGAAAUACUUGAAUGUCAGAAAUACUACUUCUGUUUUCCAAUAUUUAUUUCCAUCGAAUUGCCUGGGAAAUUUUGCAGAAUAGAUUCUUUUAAAAGUAAUGGAGUAACAACUGUUUUUCUUGGAAAAUAGUAAGACUCAAGUAAUACUUUUUUAAAAAAUGUCAUUGUCUGUUUAAUUUUUAGUGUGAUUAGUGUGUUAUAAAAUUCUGUCUGGAUUUAGAGGUGUUUGGUUGGCACCUGUUCAAACAUGUGAUAAAUUUGAUAUUAUAUGGAAAAUGGCAUAAAACUAGCCACAUGUAUUUACUUAACACUUUUAUUACCAACUAAGACCAGGAGCUUAAUCCUGAUUUUUAACAACCAGACCACCUAUGGUUCAUGUGCCUUUUCUUAAACCCUAUUUAAUAUUGAGGUUAUACUCCUCUCUACCCUGUCAAGUCCUCUCAAGUCCUGGAAUUUCUUUCUAUCUUGAAAUAUGAUAGGGUUCUAUAUUCAGGUUGUAUUCAGCUACUUUCAUCACAGCGUUAACUCAUAUUCCUACAAUGGUGAAAAAUACAUCUGAAUAUUCAUUUUUCAAAAAUAAUUUCCAUCUACCCCCAUCCAAACUGAGGAGGGAGGAGGACUAUAUUUUUGUUCUCAUCUAGCCAUUAUAAAUAGUUAACGCAUUGGGAAAUCAAUGUUAAAGUUGCUUCACACUAAGUACCAUGAGGGCAAAAGCAAAAGGGAUUAACAUUUGGAAGAAUAAUUGGCGCACAAGGAAGGAAGAAUGAUGCCCCCUUUUUCUUUCCCUUCUCUAACAUUUAUAGAACUGCAUGUGGUCAGGGACCUGGCACGUCCCUAACCACACUGUUGAUGCAGGGCAGGGAUCCUCAGAUACUGUCAGUGGGGCCCAAUCCAGUAGGCAAGAGACUGUCCUACCUCAUCCCUUCUACAGGUGCCCAGAAAAACAGCUUCAUGAUGACAAAAAAAAAGAAAAAGAAAAGAAAAACACCUUGUGAAAUGAGCUCUGCUCCUUAUUUUAUAUUGGGUUGAAUUGCAUGAAAUUGUUGAUAUUUAACUGUUUGACUUAGUAAAAAAGGCAAUUUGAUAUAAUUCAACCUAAUUUUUUGCAUUACAAAGCAUAGAGAAAGCGUGAAAACCAACUUUGUUUACUAACCAGAGGAAUCUGUGCACAGGUGCUGUGAUGAGGGUUUAGCUGCCUUGACAGUACAUCUGCCAGAGCCCAGUACUGUGUAUGAAGCUUCUCUGGAGCCCCUUGCUGUUGAGCUCUCUGCAUCGUGAACCAUUUUGGUCUGUCUUCGGGACCAUCUUUUUCCUUUAGCAUGGUGUUUGUGUAGCUGGUUUCUCUGGGCAUUAUGCCCAGUAGUGAAUGUUAUUUUUGUUUAUUGUAUGCAGUGUCUCCAAUUCUGUUUUAGUGAUAAAGCCUUUAAAAAUCAAUUAACAAAUGAAAUACAUCUUUGCCCUGGAAACUUUUGAAUUGCUUGCUGUGUUAGUACAUUCUCAACACUGCCACUAAGUCAGACAGCUGACCACCUUCCAGGGCUGCACAAUGGUUAGCCCCCUUCCUUUAUUAACUCAUUAAAAAAGGGACUCAAACCACUUUUAUCUUAAUGAAAUAAAAAGCACAAAUGGAAAAACAAUUAUCUUUGCUUUAUAUGCAAUUGUGUUAAAAUCUACAAGCAAGAUCAUUAAAAUGCUAUCUCUGCCAGUCAGCUGAGAGAUCAGUUUAACUGGGUUUUGACUUCAUGACACAUGGGCUAUCAAACUAAAACUUAACACAACUGUGGCAGCCUGAGAGUUCCGGAGUGGAAUUGGCCGUAGAACAUUUCCUAAGUGUGAGUUUGGGCACAGCCAGCCAAAGAGGCUCGGUGACUUGCCACUCCAGAGAACACAUGCAGUGUUCUUACCCUGUCACAGCCCCAGACACAUUUUGAAUCUGCAGGAACUAGUUCAACCCAACAAGUCACUCACUUUGUCAUUUAUGUAGAACCACUGGGCCCAGUGGAAUAUUUGCCCUCUGCGUUGUACCUGUACCCACGCAAGUCAGCUUUGUGUUACUCAGGGCAGUGCUGAGCAGUGCAGUGUCAUCUAUGCAUAGUAAUGCAUUUGCUUUCCACAGCAGUCCUGCAGAACCAAGGUACUGGCAUUUCUUUUUCUGAUGUUGGCUGCUGCUUUCCUCCUCAUCAUCAUUCUCAUCUCCUCCUCCUUGUUAGUUUCAAAACCUAUUUAGAGUGGUGCAAAGUAAUUGCAGUUUUUGCCUUUAAAAGUAAUGGCAAUCUAAUAGCUUGAAAAUUUACCUCCUUCGCUGUAAGAUGGUGUGGUUUUCAAAACAAGGGAUUGAUAAUCUGCUGGCGUAUGUGUUUAAUUUAAAAUACAUUCAGAAUCGUUUUUUCAUUUCUCUAAAUGGUUUUCACUUGUUUUUAUGUGAAACCCUCCAAAUGGGGAAGUUGAGGGGUGCUAUCUCAAAUGUUUGUGUUGUAACAGUCCAUACCUACUAGCUAGGCACAUAGACAUUCGUUCAGCAAUCCAAAGAGGUUACGGUUUUGCUUUCUAUAAAGAACAUGAACUCAAGUAAGAAUAUAAAAUUUUACUAACCACAGCUCCUGUUACAGAGGAUUUUAAAAGAAAAAAAAGUUGCCACAGCACAGAGAUUAUACUUUAGCUCUAAGAAGAAAAUGGACUAUGUUCGGAAAUUCAGUAGUUUAAAAAAUGAUUUUUCCAAAGCAAAUGUGCAUUGUUUAGUGCUAGCAGAAUGCAUUAGUUUCGGCUCUGAGUCCAGCUUUUCAGAAAACGCUUGAGUUCAAAUCUUACAGCUUCUUUCAAAGCAGUUGCUGGAUUUUUCCAGUUUUUCUUUUUAAGGGUAUACUUAUUUGCAUACUGGUCCUUAAAAUAGUUAAGACAUUGGGCAAUUAAGUUUAUUUAUAAUGAAAAUUACACGGAAAUGUAAUUCCUAAGAACCUGUUUGACCAUUAAUCAGAAGUGUUUUGGUGCUGUGAGAGGAAAGCACUACUGAGAGGCUACGCUGUGGAUUCCUUUACCCAUCCCUGGCGGGCAGCCAUGGAGAAGAUAGCCUAGUUGGGUGGGUGGGUUGAUUGGCCUUUUUUUGUUAUGGUUUAUUUUUUAAACAACAGUUUGAAGAAUCACCCCUUUGUGAGUGACGUGGACUAGUCAGGGCCACAAGUGGAGCCAAUGCCCAGAUUAGAUUAUGGCGGGGAGGAUCUCCCCAGUUUCUAGUUCCAGGAACAGAGUAAGUAUCAUCAGUGGCCCCCAUACUCAGAACCAACAUCUGACCAAUAUAUUUAUUCCAUUAUCUGUCCUUCUGCCACACAAAAUUCAGCACUUUGGGUGUAGCAGGCUUCCAUCUUCAUGAAUCUUCUUUAAACUCAGGCAUUUAUGAAAUAGUCAGACAUUACAUCCAAGCAUCUCAAGCUACAGUAAUUCCCCCUUAUCCACAGGAGAUGCAUUCCAAGAUGCCCAGUAGAUACCUGAAACCUCAGGGAGUACCAAAACCUAUGUAUUCCAUGUUUUCUCUAUACAUACAUUGCUAUUACAAAGUUUCAUUCUAGUUUAGGCAAAAUAAGAAAUUAAUAACCAAUAAUAAAAUGAAACAAUUAUAACAAUAUGCCAGCAUCUCUACUUUUGCACUUUGGGGACAUUAUUAAGUAAAGUAAGAGUCCCAUGAACACAGGCACACACAGCAGAGCACUGGUGAUACUGCAGCUGUUGGUCCUGUAAGUGACUGUUAGGCAGCACAUAUGGCACGGACCCACUGGACAGAAGGAAAGAACAGUGUGCAGUUUAAAACAUGAAUUGUUUAUUUCUGCAAUUUUCUAUUUAAUAUGCUCAGACCUUGCUUGACUACAAGUAACAAACUAUGGAAAAGGAAAUCAUGGAGAAGGUGGGACUGACUACUCUAUUAAAAGUAACAUGAAAAAUACCAAGUGUUAGUGAGACUAUAGAACAACUGGAACUCUUUUUCUUGCUUUUGUUGUUGUUGUUGUUGUUGCUGUUUGUUUGUUUUGUGACAGAAUUUUUCUCUGUCACCCAGGCUGGAGUGCAAUGGCGCAGUCUCAGCUCACCAGAACUUCCGCCUCCCGGGUUCAAGCGAUUCUCCUUCCUCAGCCUCCUAAGUACUGGGACUACAGGGGUGUGCGACCACACUUGGCUAAUUGUUUGUAUUUUUAGUAGAGACAGGGUUUCACCAUGUUAGCUAGGAUGGUCUCGAUCUCUUGACCUCAUGAUUCACCUGCCUUGGGCUCCCAAAGUGCUGGGAUUGCAGGUGUGAGCCACCGCGCCCCCGGAGAACAACUAGAACUCUUAAAUGCUGCUGGUGGAAAUGUAAAUUGGCUCAAUCAGGCACUUGGGAAAACUGACAGUAUUUGCUAGGCUAAUCUGCAGUGUGUCAGGAGAGGAGUUGUCCUUGCAAUAAGGGGGAGUGUGUCUAGAAAGCAGCAGGAAGGUGCUGGUGACACUUCCUUUUUUUUUUUUUUUUUUAAAAUCAGGGUGCUGGUAACAUGAGUGUGUUCAGUUUGUGAAAAUUCAUUGAGCUGUAUAAUUCUGUGUAUUGUGUGUGUGUUUGUCAAUAAAAAGUCUUAAAAUUUAUUGAAAUAAGUAAGAGGUCCUCAAAAUUGGGAAACCAGGCGAUGUGCUCGGGCAUAGGUGAGUCCCAGGAGACACGUAGCAUACCUGUGCACAUCAUUAGCAGCGCUUGAUAGUUAAUCAUAUACAAGAUUUUUGUAUUAAAAUAAAUGCAAGCCAGGAAUUGGCGUUGAUUUUUAUACAUGGCUGACACAUUUCUUGCUUGCAGGCCCCUGGAGGUCUGUGGCUCUGUACAGAGGGGAGGAUUCCAGAGGAAGUUUUUGUUGCCAUAAACCGUGAUUCCUAACCCUGGCUGCAGAUGUAAUCACAUGAGGAGUUCCAAUAUUGACUGAUGCCCAGCACCCACCCCAGAGAUUCUGAGUAACUUGGUUUAGAGUGGCGACCAGGCGUUGGUGCUGCUUAACCACCAGGUGAUUCUCACACGCAUCCAGGAAGGAGAGCUGCUGCCCUAAGGCAUUAAGCAGCCCCCUUAGCAGGGAUUCACAGAUAUGCCCAAGGAAGAAAGGAUUGUUGUUGCUGUGAGAGACGGAGUCAAGAUUCCCCCAUGGUUUCUUCCAGAUCUGAGAGUGAAAGAUAGCAGCUAACAGCUAUCCAGGGCUUAGCUUUUGUUGUGCACUGUAUUAAGCGUUUCAUGUGGGUACCACCAUUUAGCCAUGAGGAAACUGAGGCCCAGAGAGGUCACCUGACUUCCUCAAGAGCUUUGUAGUGGUUAUGGUGGGCAUGGUGCACAGGCAGUCUGACCACAGAGCUGGACUCCACCUUAUGAGGAUGUCAUGUGGUAAGCCUUGCACAGCAUCCUGGUAGGCAGAAGGAAGUUAGGGAUGCUAGAAGAUUGAGGUGGCUGCAACUAUGAAAGACAAGCAGCACCAGCUUCACAAUUAGGGGUACUUGGUAUGGGACACCCAAUGCUCAAGAGAUACAAGGAGAAAAAAGUGAGGAUCAAGAGGCAUCUGGGGAUAUCACUUCAUAGUUCCCCCAUUCCCGCAGAAAAUAAUGCAAUGUCGGAAGAGUUACCAUCUGGAUUAUCUCAGUUCGAAGACAUCCAUUCACUGGAGGAGUGCUUCCCCCAUCCCCACCCAAAAACAUGCUUUUCCUGCACCCUUUCUCAUGCAGGGAAUGAAUGCAAUCCCCUGCAAAUUACAUCCCCAUGCCAUGGUAAUUUUACAAAUCCUUCUGCUAUUACAAUCUUACCGUUUUAGACCCUUGUUAAUUGAUCAAAGGGUUAAAAGUAUAAAAACUAUGUAGCUUUAAGGAAAAUGUGGAUAUUAAUGCUUUUCUUUAAUCUAUAAUAAUGACUGGUUUUAGUCAGAAUGCUUUAAAUGCAACUAUUGUAAAAUCUCUGCCCUUGUAUCAGUGGUUAAGUAUCGUGGUCCAUUGAUAGAGCUUUAAAAAGUUCAAAGGCUAUGCUAGCAUAUCUUUUGUCUCUUCAUCUUUUAGCAGUAAAAAAAAAAAAAAAAAAAAAAAAGAAGAUGUCCUUGUAUCAAGCCUCAGUGUUUAUGUGAAGAAUGAAAUUGGGUUCAGCUCGUGCAUAGAUUUUUAGAGAGAUUAAAGUGGGCAUCACACAAUUUUUCUCUGUAAAAGGCUGUCUUUGAUGUGCCUUCUGUCUGUUCAUACAGAAGUGUCAGCCAUUGUUUUUCAGCAGUAGAAGAGUGUGUGCUUGUCGUGAGCACAUUCUAAUACCUUUGUGCUGGAGCCUUGUUCAAGGUGGAUCUUAGAAUGCACAGAUAAUGUUACUAGAACCUUACAUUGUGACCAAACACCAGUCUGCUUUAGGAAGAUAAAUGCCAAGCCAAAGCCAGAGCAUUUAUUGAAAAUGAUGAGGGAGCAAAACUAAAACAUUUGUAUCUGAAUGUCCGAUUGCAAUCUGUAGAUAUUUCAUCAGCGAUAUAAUACAGUGAUUCUUUGGUUUUAAUUUGUUUUUGCUAUUUCACUGCAAGGGAAAUGAAUGAGAUGGUUACUUUAAGGACCAAGAGUAGCUGAGUAUAUGCCCAUGACUUGAAUUAGGCUAAGAGGACAAAGAGCGAGUGAAGAUGCCUCAUGGUAUCUGAAAGUGUAGAACAUUCCCACCAAGGAGCUCUUGCUUUAUGAAUUUACAUAAGAUGCUCUUUGGGAGCUGUUUCAUAUGCGCACCUUUGAAAUGAAUUAUGACUGAGAGGUCAUCAUUUAAUGAGGUCUCAUAAUUUGUAAAAUGUGCUAAAUAUUUCCUGUCUACCUUAUCAUCACUAGAAAAUAGGGUUGUUGUCCCAUUUUGCAAGAAAGGAAGUGAAAACACAGAAGCUGAAUGACUUGCCUAUGCUCUCUCGGCCGGCAAGCGAGAGGCGAAUUCACAGCCAGGCUGGGUGCUCACUUUCUGAGCCACCGCCCUCUGCUUCCAACUGCAUUGUCACUAAUUGCUAAAAAUAUUUUCACAGACUACUUCAGAUGUGCAAACCAACUAAUAUUUAUGCCUUUCCUCUAAAUUUAUUCAGCUGAUCUUCUUCAUUUCUGAAAAACAGUAAAAAAAUGUUCUUAAAUGAAAGUGAAAUCCAGUAGAAUUUCUUUCUUUGCUUGUCUUAUGUUCUUUUUGAUAAAUAAUCUGUGCUUCAGGAUAAUUUCACUUUCUGUUGAUGCUUCCUCUAAAUUAAAAAAAGAAAAAUCCUGGUUUAAAAUGAUCUCCAGAACAGCUAACACUGCAUCCCCAGGACAGCACUGUUUAAAAGACUCAAUGAUACCUCCGUACCUUUGUUUUUCUUACACUGCUUCCACUUAUAGCUUUUCUAGCACAAGUCAACUCUGCAGCUCUGUAUCUGAGGCUGGUGGCCAGUGCUCCAGCCAUGGGCAAUCCAGAGCAUAGCCAGGAGGAGAGAGGGAGGGCUGCUGCAGCCCCAUCUCUGGUCUUGAGGGAGAGAAGCAGAGGAUGGCAGAGGACUGAGGGGAGGGAGCUUGCUUCUGCUGCGGUCCUGCCUUGACCUGCCUCUACCGUCACAGUGGUCACUGCUGCAGAGGCCUGGGGAAGGCAAGGUGACAUUCUAGCUGUUCGUCUGUUUCAGCUACAGGCUAGCCACAGGUCCACCCAGACUCACCUCAUCCGGGUCACCUUCCACCUAAACAUUGGCAGCAGUUCCCGGACUUAGAGAUUAACGGCCAGCACACUCCCACUUGUUUCCUCCUCUUUCAUUUUCUGUUAUGAAAAAUGUGCGCAUAUGAAACAGCUCCCAAAGAGCAUCUUAUGUAAAUGCAUGCCAAAAUAUGUGAGAGUCCUCUUGCAAAAGAAAAUUGGAAUGUGAAUUCUGAAUUAAAGUAAGAAUUCCCUCUCUGGCCACUCC